Messenger RNA from Siniperca chuatsi (mandarin fish), 4206 nucleotides. RefSeq names its product golgin subfamily A member 4-like. The transcript has 4 exons. The record is from RefSeq and is a predicted model, not a curated record. NCBI's taxonomy places the organism in Eukaryota, Metazoa, Chordata, Actinopteri, Centrarchiformes, Sinipercidae. Gene Ontology annotation, molecular function: protein binding. Bases 230 to 3742 code for a protein of 1170 amino acids.
AGAGGCAACAUACAGACAACACAGCUGGUGUCUGCAGAUGGUAAAAGAGGUAAAGCUACUUGCAACAAUAACAGCAACAUCCAAACUGUGGAUUACUACUGGACAGAUUUUUUUGUGCAUUCUUCCUCAUAAACUGUAAAAAAAGUAAGUGAUUUGCAAUCUUUUGGCUUCUAGAGGUGUAAAUGUUCAGAGGGAUUAAAGGGAUUAGAUUAGAGUGAUACUGGACAGUAUGGCAGUAGCUAAUCCAUGCCUCCAGGAGUGGGAUGAAUGGAAGAAAGAGAUGGAGGAGAACAGGAAAAGGAGAUGGCGUGAGAGGGUGAGUCGUUGGGCUAAGGUGGAGGUGAGCGAUGAGGAGGAACAAGGGGAGGAUGAUGGUGAGGAAGAGGAGGCAGAAGACAUGGACAAUGAGGAAGAAGAAGUGAGCAAAGAUGAGGAAGAAAAUGAAACAGAUGAGAAGGGAGAAGAAGUGGAGCAGGAAGAGAUGGAGGUGAGGGAAGCAGAGGAGAUGGAGGAAGAAAGUGAAAAUGAGGUAGGGAGGGGGGUCAAGGAGACGAAAAAGGGAAAUGAGGAGGAAGACAGAGAGGUGGUUGAAGCACAUGAAAGGGUACACGUGGAGGAAGAAGAGAAAGAGGAAGAAAAUGAGGUGGAGAGGGAGGUUAAGGAGAAUGAGGAGGUGGAUGAGGACAAGGAGAAAGAGGUAAAAGCAGAGGAACUGGUGGAAGGGGAGGAAGAAGGAGAAAAUGAGGUGGAGAGGGAGGUUAAGGAGAACAAGGAAUUGGAUGUAGAAGAGGAGAAGGAGGUAACAGAAGCAGAAGAAGUGGAGGAAGAGGAGAAGGAGGUAGAGAAUGAGGUGUUGAGGGAAGUUAACGAUUAUGGGGAGGUGGUGGAAAAAGAGGUGAUGGAAGCAGAAGAAAUGGAGGAAGAGCAGGAAGAAGGAGAAGAUGAGUUUGAGAGGGAUGUUAAGGUGAAUGAAGAGGAAGACAGGCAAGUGAGGAAAGAAGAGCAGGUCGAUGAGGAAAUUGAUGGGAAAGAGGAGCAUCAGGACCAGGAGCAAAUUGGACAAUAUCACCUGGCGGAGAAAUUCCGAGAACAGAUGAGAAGAAUUGAGGAUGAGAACGUUCAGCAAAACCAAGAAAGUACAAGGCAAGAAGACAAAACAGUUAACGAGGAAGAAAAAUUGUCAGAUUCAGCGGAAUCCGAGAAUGAAGAUUCUGAAUUGACAGGAUCUGAGGAUGAAUGUUGCAACUUUGAAAGGAUAAAGGAUGACAACAACAAACAAUAUAAGGAUACUGAAGAACUGGAGGAUGCUGAUGAAAAGUCAUGGAGGAAUGAAAAUAGCAUCCUAGGAGCGGGGACUUCUAAGGAAAGAAAAGAAGAGGAAAGUGAGAAGUUGACAGAGGAGGAAGAAGCAGUCGCAGAAUCUUGGACAGCUCAAGAAGAAGAGUUUCAAGAUGAUCACAAAAAGCUUCAAGAGGAAGAGUCUACAGAUGACGAGGAAGCAGAACAUUCAAUGGACGAAGACACAGAUAGUAAUGAUGAAGAUGUGGUAAAGAUUUACUGCAAAGAUGAUUAUCUCACAGACCUAUUCUGCACCUUAACAGAGUUCAGGGACUCCUCCCUUCUUACUGACCUUACUUUAAGUACAGAGGAUGGGAAGAGUUUCCUUGUACACUCCCCUGUCCUGGCUGCUGUCAGCUCCCUCAUCCGGGAAAGACUGAGUAGAAGCAAUGUAGAAAACUAUAGAGGCGAAGAAAGAAAAGACAAUGAUACACGUGUUGGAGUCCACAUGUGGUUAGUGUCUCUGGGUCCAGAGGUAGAUCAUGUUGGAUUAGAGGCAGUUGUGGAGUUUGCCUACACUGGACUCAUAUCACGUUUGAACAAGGACACUGUGCACCAGAUAAAGGCUGUGGCUCAAACACUGGGUGUCCCCAGGGUGCUGGAUCUCUGCAUAGAGGAAGAAGAAAAGUCCACAAAAACUGGAGGGCAGGAGAAAGAAGAAAAGAUCUCGGCUGCAGAACAAAUGAUGAUCAGUCUUCAGUCCAUCAAACAACUGUGGAUGGACAGAGUUGGCUGUGAUGUCAUUCUGGAAGCUCUCGGAGGAUCGCUUCAUGUCCACAGAGUUAUCCUGGCUGUGUUGAGUGACUACUUCCGUGGCAUGUUCACCUUGGGGAUGAGGGAGUCCCAUCAGCCCUGUGUAAGCCUUCCCUUCCUUUUGGCUUCAGAGCUUGAGGUUCUGAUUGACUGCUCCUACAGCGGGGCUCUCCCCCUAAGCUGGAGGUGUGUCUUUGAGAUCACCAGCACUGCUCUCCAGCUCCAGUACCAACCUGCCCUCUCUUUGUGCCUUGACUUCCUGCAACAAGAAAUAAAUCCUCACUCCUGCCUGGAUGUGGCAUCUUUUGCUGAGGCCUAUGAGAUGGUGCAGCUUCUAGAAGUCGCAGAUGAUUUCGUCUUGCGGCAAUUCCAAAAGGUGGUAUGCACCUCAAAGUUCAAGGACCUGCCAGCCAAACAGCUCCUAAAGUACCUGAACAGUCACUCGCUCUGUGUUUCAUCUGAGCUUGUUGUAUUCAAAGCAGUGGUGGCAUGGAUCCAAGCAAAGCCUAAGAAAAGGCUGAAGCUUGCUAAAGAACUAAUGAAAACCAUCCACUUUACCCUGAUGACAUUUACGGAAUUCAGAGAGGUCCAAUCUCUGAACAUGUGGUCUGAUCACAACCUGGCAGAGAUCUAUGAAGCAGUUUUUGAGGAUUUCUGCUCAAAUGAGACUGCACUGCAGAGUCAGUGCCGCAUCUAUAUGCCGAAAGAGAGUCUGGUUGUGAUUGGAGGCGACCAGACAUUUGAAGACCUGGGUACCCGCAGCAUUAGCAGAGAACUCUGGUUUGGGAAUUCCCUAAGGAACCAUACAGGGAUAAAAAAGGCAUUGGAGUGGAGAAAGUUGGGAGAGAUGCCAGAGCCAGCGAGGUUCAGACAUGAGGUGACUGUGCUCAAAGGACAACUAUAUGUGUUUGGAGGCAAGAAGUAUUAUGGCAUCAGGGACACCCUGAAUUCUGUAUACAGGUAUGACCCCCUUCAAAACAGCUGGGAAAGCCUGGCUGAAAUGCAGGAGAAGAGAUGCUCUUUCUCUGUGGUUGUGUUGGAUGGAAAGAUAUAUGCCAUUGGCGGAUAUUGUGACCCUGACUAUAUAGAAAGUGUGGAACGAUACUGCCCCACUGCAAACUCUUGGAGCUUCACCUGUCCCUUGGAUCUGCCUCUGAGUGGCCAUGUAGCAAAAGUUUUACAAGGGCAGAUCUUUAUCUCAGGAGGGCUGAGCAGCGACUACCAAUGUCUUGCAUCCAUGUUUCUGUACCACCCAGAGACAGGAAGCACUUAUUUGGCAAACAUGGCUAAACCUCGAAUUUAUCACUGCAUGGACGUCCUAGGUGAAUGUCUUUAUGUAGCAGGUGGAAUCACCAGAGAUGAUGACAUGACCAUUGUUGACCAGCUAGCUUGUGAGGUGUACAAUCCAGUGGCUAACUCCUGGACUGCCUUCACAUCUCUGCCAGUGCCACAUGUAGGAGCAGGAAGUGCAGUUUUGGAGGGAAAGUUUUAUGUGCUGGGUGGAUACAGCCAGGAGGACUACAGUGACACGAAGAUGGUCCAUCGUUAUGAUCCCACCACACAGAGAUGGGAGAACAUGGGCAAGAUGCCUGGGCCAAACAAUGACAUACGAGCAUCUCUGCUGUGUUUGCCACCACAUUUACGACUGUAAGACGUGGUGACAUAUGCCAUUACUAUUGUUGUUUUACAUAAAGUUUAAUGAUGAAUUUUAGGAUACUUAUUGCAUGUUAUUAACAAUAAUGUUUUUGUAAUUUAGCAAACAUUCUUCCAUCGUGGACGAUAUCUUGAUCGAGGUAAAUUAACUUUCACAGUAUAUGAAUUAAACCUUUAGCCAUGCCAAAUGUAGGAUAUCUAUAUAAUGUAGUGCAAUUUUGGUGCUAUAUAUUUAGAUUCAAAAGGUGUCUGUAAUAAAAUAGUUCAUGUUUUAGCUUUGGAUGGGAUGAUAAUUAUUUCCAUCACUCAUUGCCGCAAUAACCAACUAUGAACAACAAUGACAAUGACAAACACAUUUGUCAUUGCAGAAGGUGCAGAAAGCCGUGUUUAGUCACCAGAGACAGGAAAAGAGAUAAUGUAAGAAGUUUAUUGUUUUGCUUUCAUUGUUCUGAAGAAGGUUCA